Messenger RNA from Anopheles marshallii, 1476 nucleotides. RefSeq names its product sialin (gene MFS9). The record is from RefSeq and is a predicted model, not a curated record. Lineage: Eukaryota; Metazoa; Arthropoda; Insecta; Diptera; Culicidae. The transcript has 6 exons. Gene Ontology annotation, cellular component: plasma membrane. The coding region runs from base 1 to 1476 and encodes 491 amino acids. Gene Ontology annotation, biological process: transmembrane transport; monoatomic anion transport. Gene Ontology annotation, molecular function: transmembrane transporter activity.
AUGGAUACUAAGCCGAGCAGUAAAGUUGGGUCCGAUGGCAUCGAUGCGCCUUUAUGGAUGUUUUGGAAGCGACGACGCUACAUUGUGGUGUUUAUGGCGUUCCUUGGUUUCUUCAACGUCUACUCGCUGCGGGUGAACCUGAGCGUGGCCAUCGUGGCGAUGACAGAGAAUCGGACCGUGCAUUACGACAACGGCACCGUCGGAUACGAGCAAUACUUUGAUUGGAGCUCCAGUCUGCAAGGUUACGUGCUGAGUUCGUUCUUCUACGGCUACAUCCUGACGCCCUUCCUGGGUGGCUUCAUCUCGAACCGAUUCGGUGGCAAUUAUGUGUUUGGAGUUGGCAUUGGAACGACGGCUGUCCUGACGCUACUGACACCGUUAGCGGCCAAGGCUGGCGUAGCCGUCCUGUUGGCGGUUCGUAUUGUGGAGGGCAUAUUCGAGGGUGUGACCUUCCCCUGCAUACAUGCCGUGUGGUCCCGGUGGGCUCCACCAACCGAGCGCUCACGUAUGGCAUCGAUCGCGUUCGCCGGGAACUACGCGGGAACGGUUGUGGCGAUGCCGCUGAGCGGAAUUCUAGCGAACGCUUGGGGCUGGGAGAGUGUGUUUUACGUGUUCGGUGUGAUCGGAUGCAUCUGGUUCCUUGCGUGGAUGUUCUUCGUCAAAACGUCUCCCGAGGUGGACAAGUGGAUCAGCCAGCGGGAGAAGGAGUUCAUACUGGAAUCGCUGGGCCGUACGGAGGGUGAGCAGGAGAAGGUGCAACAUCCGUGGAAGGGUAUCCUGACAUCGGUGGCCGUUUGGGCGCUGGUUGUGUCACACUUCUCCGAGAAUUGGGGCUUUUACACACUGCUCACACAGCUGCCGACAUUCUUGAAGGACGCCAUGCACUUUGAGCUGGAGAAGACAGGAUUUGUGUCAGCUGUACCUUACCUGGUGAUGGGGGUCCUUCUGUUCGUGUCCGGUUACCUAGCCGAUUGGUGUCAGAUGAAGGGUUACCUCACAACCACUCAGGUUCGCCGAUACUUCAACUGUGGUGCCUUCCUCGCGCAAACGGUGUUCAUGAUCGUUGGUGCGUUCAUUCUCGAGCCGGGCCCAACGAUCACCUGCAUCACGAUCGCGGUCGGUUUUGGCGCGUUUGCGUGGUCCGGUUUCGCUGUGAACCAUCUCGAUCUGUCGCCGAAGAGUGCCGGCGUGCUGAUGGGCAUCUCGAACACGUUUGCCACCAUCCCCGGCAUCGUGAGUCCCAUCAUCACGGGGUACAUCACGUCCAACAAGAGCGACGAGGAGUGGAAAACGGUAUUCUACAUUGCGGCGGGCAUCUAUCUGGUCGGUUGUAUCAUCUACUGGUUCGGUGUAUCCGGCGAACUACAGCCGUGGUCGAUUGAGGCACAGGAACGGCGGGAGCAGCAAAAACAACAGACCAAACCGAUCGGGAGCCUUGCCUACACGAACAAAGUAAGCAUGGAGGACGAGAUGUAA